Musca vetustissima is the source of this 1018-nucleotide messenger RNA. RefSeq names its product syntaxin-7-like. The record is from RefSeq and is a predicted model, not a curated record. Lineage: Eukaryota; Metazoa; Arthropoda; Insecta; Diptera; Muscidae. Bases 81 to 956 code for a protein of 291 amino acids. Gene Ontology annotation, biological process: vesicle-mediated transport; intracellular protein transport; vesicle fusion. The transcript is spliced from 6 exons. Gene Ontology annotation, cellular component: endomembrane system; membrane; synaptic vesicle. Gene Ontology annotation, molecular function: SNARE binding; SNAP receptor activity.
GCUUCAGUAAACCGCCCUCUAAUUGAUUGUUGUUACAAAGGAAUUUUAUACGAAUCGCCUUCAAACUGAACUACGAAAGCAUGGAUUUGCAGCAUAUGGAAAAUGGCAUAGGUGGUGGCGGCGGUGGUGGGAGUGGAAUUGGUGGCAAUAACAGCAACUCACAGACCUUGAGUGAAAUUGAUUUUCAAAGAUUGGCCCAAACCAUUGCCACCAGUAUACAGAAAAUCCAACAAAAUGUGGUGACAAUGCAACGUAUGGUCAAUCAAUGUAACACACCUCAGGAUUCUCCCGACUUAAAGAAACAAUUGCAUCAAAUUAUGACUUAUACAAAUCAAUUGGUAAUGGAUACGAGCAUUCAAUUAAGUGAAGUUGAAAAAUGCAAAGAACGUCAUUUAAAAAUUCAAAGAGACCGAUUAGUGGAUGAAUUUACAGCUGCUUUAACUAAAUUCCAGACUCUACAACGUAAAACUGUCGAUAUUGAAAAAAAUCAAGUGCGUCAGGCACGAUCAAAUCAAUAUAAUAUUGCAAAACCACCUGGGAGUACAAAUAAUGCAUCAAAUGGUGGCGGUAAUAAUUCAUUUUUCGAUGACAAUCUAUUCGGUCGUAAAUCUCAGCAACAACAACAACAGCAGCAAACUCAAAUGCAGGAGGAAAUUGAUUUGCAAGCAUUGGAGGAGCAAGAACGAGCCAUACGGGAAUUGGAGGAAAACAUUGUUGGUGUUAAUGAAAUCUACAAGAAAUUAGGUUCAAUGGUUUAUGAACAGGGACUGAUUGUGGACUCUAUAGAAUCAUCUGUUGAACAAACCAGUGUCUAUGUAUCUCAGGGUACGGAAAAUCUGCGUAUGGCUAGUUCCUACAAGAAUAAAUUACGCAGAAAGAAACUAAUACUUUUGGGUAUAUUAGCAGUGAUUAUGUUAAUUAUAAUUUUAAUACUUGUUAUGAAAUUUAGUAAUUGAAAUUCUAUUAGAUAGAUUUUUAUCUAUUUAGAAUUCCAUGUGUAGUUUCCAUUGUGUAUAGA